This is a messenger RNA of Acinonyx jubatus (cheetah), 2464 nucleotides long. RefSeq names its product ZFP3 zinc finger protein (gene ZFP3). NCBI's taxonomy places the organism in Eukaryota, Metazoa, Chordata, Mammalia, Carnivora, Felidae. Bases 1044 to 2456 code for a protein of 470 amino acids. The record is from RefSeq and is a predicted model, not a curated record. The transcript is spliced from 2 exons.
CCUGUGACAGGGACAGCUAAAUCCCCAGGGCCUUUGUACUAGGCAGAGAUAGGUUUGGCUUCGUAAAACCAAAACAAAAAGCCAUAAUGGCUUAAGGGAGGGGAACGCUUGUUUCCCUCUUAGAUAAGUAAGUCCAGAGGCAGGCAUUCCACGGUUGGCAUGUCAGCUCCGAGGAGUCGUCAGGGACCCAGAUCCUUCUGGCUCUGGGCUGGCCGUAGGGUAAGCUGGUGUGCUCGCGUCCCAGAGGGCGCUCUGCCCCACGCACAGCGUGGAAACGCGAAGAAAUGCAUCCCUCACCCCUAAGGAGACUUCCCAGAGCCCCGUGUACUUUUGUCUGCAUUUUACUGUCACACCUGCCAGAAUUUGGUCACGUGCCCACACCCAGCCGCAAAGAAAGCUGAAGAAUGUAUUUCUUUAGUUAGAUUCCUUGCUAUGCUCAAUGUUGCUGAUGAGGUGGGCAAGAAUAGAUAUCGGGUAAUAACUAAAACUUUUGCCACAGGCUUUUAGCAGUUUAAAAAGUAUAGGCCUUAAGAUCUAAAAAAAGCAUUAGGAAACUCCUAUAAAGAGGCCAUUUAUAAACCAAUCUGUAAAAACAAAGAACAUGGCUAUAUAUAAAGACAACAACCAGUUAGGAAAUGUAAGAAAACUCAUGAAGAGGGAAGACGUACAACAGAGAUGUGAUGGAUAUAAAAACAAAAACAUCAGGAUACGUGUGGGAAUUUUACAGAACUGUACUAAAAUUGAUCUGGAGAAGUAGGAGCAUGGACAGGAAGCGUCUGGAAAAGAAGACUGAGACAGAACUUUGUCCAACAUAGUGAAGAGUCCAGUAAAGAAAGCUACAGUAGGUUGAGGCUCUGGUACCAGGGAAGGAGUAGACAGGUCCUGGAACUAUACGGCGCCUAGAUGUUGACCCCAACAUCGACCUCUGGGCUGUGGCAUGGCAGCAUCUCGCAUCAGUAGGGAAGAGAACGGUAGGCCUGGACGCAACGCGCUGACCGUCUGGAGAGGAUUAAGCUGGACACAACUCCACCCGACAUCGUGACAUGGGGACUGAGCACACGGAGGUCAUUCCCAAGGAGGAAGUUUGCGAAGAGCCCGAGCCCCCCGGGGCGGCCGACGAGGGCCGGCAGUUCGGAGCGGACGCGCGGGCGCGGCCCCCGGGAGAGUCCGUGGAUGCGAGCGUGGCGCCCGGGUCUUCUCGGGGCGGUGGCGUCGCCUCGGGGCUGAUGGCCAUCAAGAGGUCCCCGUCCAGCGAGAGGCAGCAGGAGGACCCGGCGAACGAGGGCGGCCGUGGCCCCGGCCCGGCGGCCCCGCCUCCGUCACCGGGGGCCCCCGCGCCGCAGAGGAGCCCCGUGCGGGAGAAGCCCCACACGUGCAGGGAGUGCGGGAAGGCCUUCAGCCAGAACUCGCACCUGACACAGCACCUGCGCGUGCACAGCGGCGAGAAGCCCUUCCAGUGCGGCGAGUGCGGGAAGCCCUUCGGGACCAACUCCAGCCUCCGGCGGCACCUGCGCAUCCACGCGGGCGAGAAGCCGUUCGCGUGCACCGAGUGCGGCAAGGCGUUCAUCCAGAGCUCGCACCUGGUGCACCACCACCGCAUCCACACCGGGGAGCGGCCCUACCGCUGCGGCGAGUGCGGCAAGGCGUUCAGCCAGAACUCGGCCCUGCUGCUGCACCAGCGCAUCCACACCGGCGAGAAGCCGUACGCGUGCAACGAGUGCGGCAAGGCGUUCCGCGUGAGCUCGCAGCUCAUCCAGCACCAGCGCAUCCACACGGAGGAGCGCUACCACGAGUGCGGCGAGUGCGGCAAGGCCUUCAAGCACAGCUCGGGCCUCAUCCGCCACCAGAAGAUCCACACCGGAGAGAAGCCCUACCUGUGCGGCGAGUGCGGCAAGGGCUUCGGCCAGAGCUCCGAGCUCAUCCGGCACCAGCGCAUCCACACGGGCGACAAGCCGUACGAGUGCAGCGAGUGCGGGAAGACCUUCGGCCAGAACUCGGAGAUCAUCCGGCACGUGAGGAUCCACACGGGCGAGAAGCCGUACGUGUGCGGCGAGUGCGGGAAGGCCUUCCGCGGCAACUCGGAGCUGCUGCGCCACGAGCGCAUCCACACGGGCGAGAAGCCGUUCGAGUGCCCCGAGUGCGGGAAGGCCUUCCGGCGGACCUCGCACCUCACGGUGCACCGGCGCAUCCACCGCGGCGACAAGCCGCACCAGUGCGCCGAGUGCGCGCGCACCUUCUGGGACGGCUCGGAGCUGCUGCUCCACCGGAAGGUGCACACCGGCGAGAAGCCGUACGAGUGCGACCGCUGCGGGAAGCCGUUCGGCCAGCUGUCGCAGCUGGCGCUCCACCAGCGGACGCACACGGGCGAGAGGCCGUACGAGUGCCAGCAGUGCUCCCGGACCUUCAGCAGGAGCUCGCACCUGCUGCGGCACCAGAGCGUGCACUGCGCGCAGUGAGCCCGCGC